Molecule: messenger RNA, 507 nt
Organism: Aegilops tauschii subsp. strangulata
Lineage: Eukaryota; Viridiplantae; Streptophyta; Magnoliopsida; Poales; Poaceae
Molecular function (GO): nucleic acid binding; zinc ion binding
Source: RefSeq, a predicted model, not a curated record
AUGGGGAGCGGCGAGACGCUGGAUAACUUCGCCGGCAAAAUCAGCAGCAUGGCGGCGCGAUACACCGGGCUGGGAUCGGCGCUGGAGGACGCGGCGAUGCUAAAGAAGCUGCUGGAUUGUGUCCCCGAUAGCCUGUACGCGGCAGUCGCCGGGAUGGAGCAGUUCUGCGACCUGUCCAUGCUCCUGUUCGAGGACGCGCUGGGGCGGCUGAAGGCGUUCGACGAGCGGCUGCGUCGGCGCGGGCAGGCGGGCAGCGAGCGGGCAGACGGUCAGCUUAUGUACACGGCGGCGCAAUGGAGGGCACGGGAUCGGCAGCGCGGUGGUGCUCGGGACGACGACGACGCACACAGCGAGGCUUCGGGCUUCGGCGGGAAUCGGCGCGGCCGCUGCUACAAAUGCGGCGACCAUGGACACUUCAAGUGUGAGUGCCCGCAGAUGAAGAAGGCGCCGGCACCGGAGCGAGCUCUGCUGGUGGACGGCGACGUCGAGGACUCCGGGCUGCUCUGA